GAUUGGCUUUCAGGCUGGCGCCUGUGUCGGCCCCGGCGCCAGUUUCGGGCUGCUUGGCGCGGAAUCGGGAGACUCCGGGACCAUGGCGCCCGUGCACGGCGAUGACUGCGAGCUGGGGUCGAGCGCUGUGUCUGAUUCAGGGAGUUUUGUAGCUUCUCGAUCCCGGCGAGAAAAGAAAUCAAAGAAAGGGCGGCAGGAAGCUCUAGAAAGACUGAAAAGGGCUAAAGCUGGUGAGAAGUAUAAAUAUGAAGUAGAGGACUUCACAAGUGUUUAUGAAGAAGUCGAUGAAGAACAGUAUUCGAAGCUGGUUCAGGCCCGCCAGGAUGAUGACUGGAUCGUGGAUGACGAUGGUAUUGGCUAUGUGGAGGAUGGCCGAGAGAUUUUUGAUGAUGACCUUGAAGACGAUGCCCUUGAUUCCCAUGAGAAAGCAGGAAAAGAUGAUAAAGCACGCAACACGGACAAGAGGAAUGUCAGGAAGGCCGUGGUGACAAAACCGAACAAUAUCAAGUCCAUGUUCAUGGCCAGUGCUGGGAGGAAGAUGGCAGAUAAAGCUGUCGAUUUGUCCAAGGAUGAUCUGUUAGGUGACAUUCUCCAGGAUCUGAACACUGAAACAUCUCAGAUAACUCCACCACCUGUAAUAAUACCGAAGAAGAAAAGAUCCAUUGGAGCUUCACCGAAUCCUUUCUCUGUGCACACCCCCAGGGCAGUUCCUUCAGGAAAAACCGCUUCCCUGGUCUCAAGGAAGGAGGCUUCGUUAACUCCUGUCCCUCUGCAGUGUGCCGCACCCACAGGGGAGCUGGCAGCGCCGCGCACGGAUGACGAGGAGUCUGGGGCAAUGGAGUUUGAAGAUGGUGACUUUGAUGAGCCCAUGGAAGCUGAGGAGAUGGAUGUGGAGCCUGUGGCUGCCAAGACUCGGGACCAAGAGAGGGAGCCAGCAGAGGGGGUGAAGCAGGAGGCUGAUCCUGGGAAAGAGACCACGUCCUACUUAGGAAAUUUGCUCCCAGAUGUCUCUUGUUGGGACAUUGAGCAGGAGGAUGACAGCAGUUUCUCAGCCCCGGAAGUUCAAGUGGAUUCCAGUCACCUCCCACUGGUGAAGGGGGCAGACGAUGAACAAGUAUUUCAGUUUUAUUGGCUGGAUGCUUAUGAAGAUCAGUAUAGCCAACCAGGUGUGGUAUUUCUGUUUGGCAAGGUUUGGAUUGAAUUCGCCAAGACUCAUGUGAGCUGUUGUGUCAUGGUGAAAAACAUUGAGCGAACGCUCUAUUUCCUUCCCCGUGAAACGAAAGUUGAUCUAAAUACAGGGAAAGAAAAAGGAACUCCAGUUACAAUGAAGGAUGUUUAUGAUGAAUUUGACGAAAAAGUAGCAGCAAAAUACAAAAUUAUGAAAUUCAAGUCCAAGGCAGUGGAAAAGAACUAUGCUUUUGAGAUACCUGAUGUUCCAGAAAGAUCCGAGUACUUGGAAGUUAGAUACUCGGCUGAAAUGCCACAGCUUCCUCAGGAUUUGAAAGGAGAAACUUUUUCUCAUGUAUUUGGGACCAACACAUCCAGCUUGGAACUGUUCUUGAUGAACAGAAAGAUCAAAGGACCUUGUUGGCUUGAAGUAAAAAAUCCACAGCUCUUGGGUCAGCCAAUCAGUUGGUGUAAAGUUGAGGCAAUGGCCUUGAAACCAGACCUGAUGAAUGUAAUUAAGGAUGUCAGUCCUCCUCCACUCAUGGUCAUGUCUUUCAGCAUGAAGACAAUGCAGAAUGCAAAGACACAUGAGAAUGAGAUUAUUGCUGUGGCAGCUUUGGUGCAUCACAGUUUUGCGUUAGAUAAAGCCCCCCCGCAGCCUCCCUUUCAAUCACACUUUUGUGUUGUAUCUAAACCAAAGGACUGUAUUUUUCCAUAUGAUUUCAAAGAAAGCAUUAAGGAAAAGAAUGUGAAGAUUGAGGUUGCUGCAACAGAACGAACACUGCUAGGUUUUUUCCUUGCAAAAGUUCACAAAAUUGAUCCUGAUAUCAUUGUGGGUCAUAAUAUUUAUGGAUUUGAACUGGAAGUGCUACUGCAGAGAAUUAACGUGUGCAAAGUUCCUUACUGGUCCAAGAUAGGUCGGCUGAAGCGAUCCAACAUGCCAAAGCUCGGGGGCAGGAGUGGAUUUGGUGAAAGAAAUGCUACCUGUGGCCGAAUGAUCUGUGAUGUGGAAAUUUCAGCAAAGGAAUUGAUUCGUUGUAAAAGCUACCAUUUAUCUGAACUUGUUCAACAGAUUCUGAAAACAGAAAGGGUUGUAAUCCCGGUGGAAAAUAUACGAAAUAUGUACAGUGAAUCUUCUCAUCUGUUGUACCUGUUGGAACACACCUGGAAAGAUGCCAGGUUCAUUUUGCAGAUCAUGUGUGAGCUAAAUGUUCUUCCAUUAGCAUUGCAGAUCACUAACAUCGCUGGGAACAUUAUGUCUAGGACGCUGAUGGGUGGACGAUCCGAGCGUAAUGAGUUCUUGUUGCUUCAUGCAUUUUAUGAAAACAACUAUAUUGUGCCUGACAAGCAGAUUUUCAGAAAGCCUCAGCAAAAACUGGGAGAUGAAGAUGAAGACAUUGAUGGAGAUACCAGUAAACACAAAAAAGGACGUAAGAAAGCAGCUUAUUCUGGAGGCUUGGUAUUGGACCCCAAAGUUGGUUUUUAUGAUAAGUUCAUUUUGCUUCUGGACUUCAACAGUUUAUAUCCUUCCAUCAUUCAGGAAUUCAACAUUUGUUUUACAACAGUGCAAAGAAUUGCUUCAGAGGCACAGAAAGUUACAGAGGAUGGAGAACAAGAACAGAUCCCUGAGCUGCCAGACCCAGGCUUAGAAAUGGGCAUUUUGCCCAGAGAGAUCUGGAAACUGGUGGAGCGGAGAAGACAAGUCAAACAACUAAUGAAACAGCAAGAUUUAAAUCCAGACCUUGUUCUUCAGUAUGACAUUCGACAAAAGGCUUUGAAGCUCACAGCAAACAGUAUGUACGGCUGCCUGGGAUUUUCCUACAGCAGAUUUUACGCCAAACCACUGGCUGCUUUGGUGACAUACAAAGGAAGGGAGAUUUUGAUGCAUACAAAGGAGAUGGUACAGAAGAUGAAUCUUGAAGUUAUUUAUGGAGAUACAGAUUCAAUUAUGAUAAACACCAAUAGUACCAAUCUGGAGGAAGUAUUUAAACUGGGAAACAAGGUAAAAAGUGAAGUGAAUAAGUUGUACAAACUGCUUGAAAUAGACAUUGAUGGUAUUUUUAAGUCUCUGCUACUGUUGAAGAAAAAGAAAUACGCUGCUCUGGUUGUCGAGCCAACAUCGGAUGGGAAUUACAUCACCAAACAGGAGGUGAAAGGAUUAGAUAUAGUUAGAAGAGAUUGGUGUGAUCUUGCUAAAGACACUGGAAACUUUGUCAUUGGCCAGAUUCUUUCGGAUCAAAGUCGGGACACUAUAGUGGAAAACAUUCAGAAGAGGUUAAUAGAAAUUGGAGAAAACGUGCUAAAUGGCAGUGUCCCAGUGAGCCAGUUUGAAAUUAACAAGGCAUUGACAAAGGAUCCCCAGGAUUACCCUGAUAAAAAAAGCCUACCUCACGUCCAUGUUGCCCUCUGGAUAAAUUCUCAAGGAGGCAGAAAAAUGAAAGCUGGAGACACUGUGUCGUACGUCAUCUGUCAGGAUGGGUCAAACCUCACUGCGGGUCAGAGGGCCUAUGCACCCGAGCAGCUACAGAAGCAGGACAAUUUAACCAUUGACACCCAGUACUACCUGGCCCAGCAGAUCCACCCAGUCGUGUCUCGAAUCUGUGAGCCAAUAGACGGAAUUGAUGCUGUCCUCAUUGCAACGUGGUUAGGACUUGACCCCACCCAAUUUAGAGUUCAUCAUUAUCAUAAAGAUGAAGAGAAUGAUGCUCUACUUGGUGGCCCAGCACAGCUCACUGAUGAAGAAAAAUACAGGGACUGUGAAAGGUUCAAAUGUCCAUGCCCUACAUGUGGAACUGAGAAUAUUUAUGAUAGUGCCUUCGAUGGUUCGGGAACCAACAUGGAGCCCAGCCUGUAUCGUUGCAGUAACAUCGAUUGUAAGGCUUCACCUCUAACCUCCGUGGUACAGCUGAGCAACAAAUUGAUCGUGGACAUUAGACGUUGCAUUAAAAAAUACUACGAAGGCUGGUUGAUUUGUGAGGAGCCAACAUGUCAAAAUCGAACUCGACACCUUCCCCUUCAGUUCUCCCGAAAUGGACCUCUUUGUCAAGUCUGCAUGAGAGCCACACUGCGGCCAGAGUAUUCUGACAAGUCCCUGUACACCCAGCUGUGCUUUUACCGGUACAUUUUUGAUGUGGACUCUGCACUGGAGAAACUCACUACCGAUCAUGAGAAAGAUAAAUUGAAGCAGUUUCUUACUCCCAAAGUUCGCCAGGACUAUAAAAAACUCAAGAACACAGCAGAGCAGUUCUUGUCCCAGAGUGGCUACUCCGAAGUGAACCUCAGCAAACUCUUCGCGGAUUGUGCCGUGCGGUCCUGAGGGGAUCCUGGAGGUGGAUGCGGCGGGGGCGGUUGAACGAAGAACCGCAUCCUUGGCACCUGCACUGGGGCCUUGGCUGCUUUUCCUGCCUCACUUUGCCUUUGGAACUGCGUUUCAUGUUUGUGUAGCUGUGGCUUGGGAGGGGAGAUUGUUAAGGGAGACUGCAAAAAUAUUUAAUAUACCAAGCGUCAAAGAAGAUCACAACCGCCUUCCUCUGACAGUAUACCUCGUGCUCUUGAAACCCCACUGGAGAGCUGGCUGCCGUGCAUUCAGGACUGGGUUUCUAGGGGAGGGCUCUGUGUGAGAAGAGAAAUUAACUGAGUAUGGCUGGGACACAAGUGCCCCCAGGCUUGACCCCCAAGACCUUCAGCAGAGGCGCCCCCAGAAAGAGGGGUUCAAGGAACCUGGUAGGAGGGCUAACACUUUGCCUUUUCGUGCACCAGUUAAACCCAGCUGUCUCCCGGCUGCUGGCUCCAAGAGCGGCUGCCCUUUUCAGUCUCUUUCAUAUAGAUAGCCAAGGCGGGAGACGUAGAAGCCUUGCACUUACUAAAUAGAUUACACAGAGCUCACUUGUUUAUUGAAUCGCUCCAAAGCCCAGCACGUACAAGCACAUGCACACUGGGCGGCGGUGUUACACUCACCUUCCUUUUUUUUUCUCUCAAGUAGAAAAUCCUGGUAAAGAUUUAUGCAAUAGGAAAGCACAUUUUAAAUAAUUUGAUACCCUGUGACAUUUCAUUUUAAAUGUGUAGAAGUUGGGGUGAGGGUCAUUGUGUUAUAUUCAGAAAAUCAGGGGGAAGAAUGGUUAAUCAGCCUUGGUGCUGUUUUUUCCUUUCUUCAGAACAGUGCCUUUUUGUCAGAAGCCAAACAUACGUCAGUAUAGCAGUCUUUCCUUUCUUACAUUCUUGGUAAGAUUAUACUCACAAAACAUUUCCCCUUGCACAACUAUGCUAUAUAUUUUUUAAAUCUAUGUAUUUUCAUAAGAGAAGCAUAUGCUGUGCUCUUUCUUUUUUCCGCUUCAGAAUAAAGUUUUCUAAAGGGAACCCAGUUGCAGUGACUCUUUAUCAGGUGCAAAGAGUGGACCAGAGGGGCAGCCAGGUGUAAGGGCUGACAGGCGGCCAGCCCCUUCCAAAACCUCAGCGCGUUUAGAACUCACCUCAGAGAUGCACGGUGUGAUGUAUGUCCCAGGGUUUUGAGUGGCAUUUCCGUGGACUUCGGGUCCUUCAAGAGAUGAAAUAUGGCUUCUUGUGGGCUUUGCUGACUUGUGGGGAGAGCAAGGCUGAUGACUCCUGGGAGAACGGCCCCCACUAGAGAAAGGUCACCCGGCACGGCCCCUAGUGAAGGCUUGUUAAGCAGCAGAGAUGACGCCGCCCUUUAUCUUGCUUGGCCUUCUUUUUUCUGUCCCUCACCCUUUCCUCCUUUCUCCUCUGUCUCUUACACUCGGGUUCUGGGUAGAAACACUUUGGGUUUAUGGCUCUGUCAGUUAAUUCAUGCCAUGAUACCUCAGGCCUUGUGACCUGUCAGAAGUUGGAGCACCCAAGCUGCUCCAGGAAACUCAGGCUUAGUGUGGUUUUUAUUUGCUCUUACCGCACAGGGUUACAAAGCCGGUUCUCCAAUGUGUGCUCCCUGAGCCCGUGCCCCGACUUUGCUUUCUGAAGAGAAGGCAUAUUUUCCUUGAUUUCUGGGACCUCGGGUUAUGUAAAUACAAAUAAAGUGUUAUCCUGGACUUGCUCCAUUAGAC
This is a messenger RNA of Vicugna pacos (alpaca), 6221 nucleotides long. RefSeq names its product DNA polymerase alpha 1, catalytic subunit (gene POLA1). NCBI's taxonomy places the organism in Eukaryota, Metazoa, Chordata, Mammalia, Artiodactyla, Camelidae. Gene Ontology annotation, biological process: mitotic DNA replication initiation; leading strand elongation; DNA replication. Gene Ontology annotation, cellular component: alpha DNA polymerase:primase complex. Gene Ontology annotation, molecular function: nucleotide binding; DNA-directed DNA polymerase activity; single-stranded DNA binding. The record is from RefSeq and is a predicted model, not a curated record.